AGCCGCUUCGAGUCAAAGAUCCACGACCUGAGGGAGCAGAUGAUGAACAGCAGCAUGAGCUCCGGCUCUGGCUCGCUCCGGACAAGCGAGAAGAGAUCUCUCUAUGUCCGAGCCCUAUUUGACUAUGACCGGACCCGGGACAGUUGCUUGCCUAGCCAGGGGCUCAGCUUCUCCUAUGGGGACAUCCUGCAUGUCAUCAAUGCCUCUGACGAUGAGUGGUGGCAAGCCAGGCUCGUCACGCCCCACGGUGAGAGUGAGCAGAUUGGGGUCAUCCCCAGCAAGAAGAGGGUGGAAAAGAAGGAGAGAGCACGAUUGAAAACGGUGAAGUUCCACGCCAGGACUGGCAUGAUUGAGUCCAACAGGUCGAUCAAAACGAAACGUAAAAAGAGUUUCCGCCUCUCUCGAAAGUUUCCAUUUUACAAGAGCAAAGAGAACCUGGCCCAGGAGAGCAGCGGACAGGAACAGGGCGUGACAUCAAACACCAGUGACAGCGAGAGCAGUUCCAAAGGACAAGAGGACACCAUCCUGUCAUAUGAGCCGGUGACGCGGCAAGAAAUUCACUAUGCGAGACCAGUGAUCAUCCUGGGGCCGACAAAGGACCGAAUUAAUGAUGACCUUAUCUCUGAAUUCCCACACAAGUUUGGUUCCUGCGUGCCACACACUACCAGGCCUCGGCGCGAGAACGAGGUGGACGGACAAGACUACCACUUUGUCAUAUCCCGUGAACAGAUGGAGAAAGACAUCCAGGACAACAAGUUCAUAGAGGCUGGGCAGUUCAACGACAAUCUGUACGGGACCAGCAUUCAGUCAGUGCGGGCAGUGGCAGAGAGGGGGAAACACUGCAUCCUGGAUGUGUCUGGCAAUGCUAUCAAGAGGUUGCAACAAGCACAACUUUAUCCCAUUGCCAUUUUCAUCAAACCAAAAUCCAUUGAAGCUCUCAUGGAGAUGAACAGGAGACAGACGUAUGAACAGGCCAACAAGGUCUUUGACAAAGCCAUGAAACUCGAGCAAGAGUUUGGAGAGUAUUUUACAGCCAUUGUACAAGGAGACUCUCUUGAAGAGAUUUACAGCAAAAUCAAACAGAUCAUUGAGGACCAGUCCGGGCACUACAUCUGGGUCCCGUCCCCAGAGAAACUCUGAAGAUGUCCCCCCACCUGCUUCCCUGUGAGCAGAAGAUCUCCGAAGUCCCAUCCCACCCAAGCCCUCUGCCCUAAGGUGGGGGGGAUAUGAAAACUAUUCCUGCCCCCUUUUUUAGAUCGUUGCAAAAUUGAGUUUUCUAGUCCUGUUUCUUUUGUUGGGAUGAACUCAUCUCAUUCAUCAUGUGACUGUGCCCACCGUUCCUGCAUGGACCUUCCCACUGCUCCAGUAGAGACAGGAUGAGAACCCAUUCAAGGUCAUUUUUUUAUUAUUAUUAUUAUU
Messenger RNA from Pterocles gutturalis (yellow-throated sandgrouse), 1419 nucleotides. It is a transcript of the gene DLG3, whose product is annotated as discs, large homolog 3 (Drosophila). Gene Ontology annotation, cellular component: postsynaptic density membrane; neuron projection; neuromuscular junction. The transcript has 11 exons. Gene Ontology annotation, biological process: chemical synaptic transmission. Gene Ontology annotation, molecular function: protein binding. Bases 40 to 1140 code for a protein of 366 amino acids. The record is from RefSeq and is a predicted model, not a curated record. Lineage: Eukaryota; Metazoa; Chordata; Aves; Pterocliformes; Pteroclidae.